Molecule: messenger RNA, 1236 nt
Organism: Meriones unguiculatus (Mongolian gerbil)
Lineage: Eukaryota; Metazoa; Chordata; Mammalia; Rodentia; Muridae
Product: aflatoxin B1 aldehyde reductase member 3-like
Exons: 7
Coding region: 79-1062 (327 amino acids)
Molecular function (GO): oxidoreductase activity
Source: RefSeq, a predicted model, not a curated record
CUGCCCAACGCUAGAGUUACAGAUCGCUGCAUCCAACUUCUCUAAUCCUUCACCUUCUGCCAUCUCUACAUUGUCAUCAUGUCGCCAACCGUGCCCGCCACUGUCCUGGGUGCCAUGGAGAUGGGGCAAAGCAUGGACGUGACCUCCAGCACCGCCUCGGUGCGUGCCUUCCUGCAGCGUGGCUACACUGAGAUAGACACCGCCUUCCUGUAUGGGGAAGGCCAGUCUGAGACUAUCCUAGGUGGCCUGGGACUCGGGCUGGGCCGCAGCGGCUGCAAAGUAAAAAUUGCCACCAAGGCUAUUCCAUUGUUUGGGACCACAUUGAAGCCUGAUGAUGUCCGGUUCCAGCUGGAGACAUCCCUGAAGCGGCUGCAGUGUCCCCGGGUGGACCUCUUCUACUUACACUUACCAGACCACAGCACCCCUAUAGAGGAGACCCUGCAGACCUGUCACCAGCUGCAUCAGGAGGGCAAGUUUGUGGAGCUUGGCGUGUCCAACUAUGCCUCCUGGGAAGUGGCUGAGAUCUGUACCAUCUGCAAGAAAAAUGGCUGGAUCAUGCCAACUGUGUACCAGGGCGUGUACAAUGCCACCACCAGGCAGGUGGAGAAGGAGCUCCUUCCCUGCCUGAGACACUUUGGACUGAGGUUCUACGCCUACAGCCCAUUGGCUGGAGGCCUGCUGACUGGCAAAUACAAAUAUGAAAUAAAGGAAGAGGAGCAGCCCUUGAGCCGCUUCUUUGGGAAGAAAUAUGACAAUUUCUUCAGGAAAAACUACUGGAAGGAAAGCUACUUAAAGGGCAUUGACCUUGUGAAGGAGUCCUUGAAGACCACCUAUGGCACCAGAGCCCCGAGCAUGACCUCGGCUGCCUUGCGGUGGAUGUACCAUCACUCACAGCUCCAGGGCUCCCAAGGAGAUGCAGUUGUCUUGGGCCUAUCCAGCCUGGAGCAGCUGGAAGAGAAUUUGGCUGCCACUGAGGAAGGGCGCCUGGAGCCAGCUGUUGUGGAAGCCUUUAACCAAGCCUGGAAUAUGACUGCCCAGGAGUGUCCCAACUACUUCAGAUAGACCAUCAUGGCUCACAGCCAGGGGCUUUUCUGCCACCUCUUGGAAUCACACCCUGGCCAUUCCUUGCCUUAUGCUGCCUUCAUGUGGUCUUUUCUGUCAUUCUCAACCCAUGCAGUGUUCUAGAUUGCAGCCCUGCUUGCUUCCUGAAUAAAGGAAUUAAUGAAUUUUAAUAAA